AGCCAGCCGCACAGUGACCGCCGCCGACGUCGAACGGUCGACAGUCCGUUUUUCGUGCCGACGAGUGUUCGUGCUCCGCCGGACGCAUUCGGAGCCCGAAGACGGUGUUUUGGAGUGAACGAAACGAUCGACGACAGUCCGCCGACGAUAAUAAUUACUCAAAUAUCGUUGCCGGUCUCACGCGUGGUAUUAUUAUCAUUCAUUUAGUGUGUUGAUGUUGAGGCGUUGAGCUCGUACCGUGUUAUACCUGGUCACGACAGAUAAAAAAUAACCGGCGAAAUUACAAUUCGUACGAUUCGCGUGAGCUAGCAUUGUAGUAAUUAUUAUUAUUAUCGGAAAUAAUAAUAAUAAUAAUAACAUUAACAACAAUAAUAAAAACAAUAACAAUAUUGUAUGAUAUACUUACGUGAAAAAAAUAAACCUACUACAACGACACAGUAAUCAUGUCAAGAAAUUCAUCAACUCCUACAGAAUACUUGUUCAAGAUUUUAGUCAUCGGUGAGCUUGGUACCGGUAAAACUUCCAUAAUCAAACGUUACGUGCACAAGUUCUUCUCGCAACACUAUCGUGCUACAAUCGGUGUAGAUUUCGCGUUGAAAUCGCUUGAAUGGGAUUCCAAUACCGUCGUCCGGCUACAACUAUGGGAUAUAGCCGGUCAGGAAAGAUUCGGGAACAUGACCCGAGUAUAUUAUAAAGACGCACUUGGAGCAUUCGUAGUUUUUGACGUCACGCGACCAGCCACAUUUGACGCAGUCGCCAAGUGGAAACAAGACUUGGAUGCAAAAGUUUCGUUGGAAGACGGAAGUCCAAUACCAUGCGUUUUACUUGCGAAUAAAUGUGAUGAAACUAAAGAAGGUAUGGUGAAUAGUGUGGCUAAGAUGGACGAAUUUUGCAAAGAAAAUAUGUUCACCGCAUGGUACGAGACGUCAGCUAAAGAAAAUGUUCACAUUGAUGACGCGGCCAAGACACUCGUGUCUCAGAUUUUGAAAUACACUGCUCAAAAUAAACCAACAUACUUAAAAACAAAGGGUCAAAUAAUAUUAAACAAUGCCCAAAAUGAUACGCAAAAGAGUUGCUCCUGUUGAUUGAAAUUGGAUGAACUUAGUUAAUCAUCGUUUAUUUGUUUAAAUUAUUAUACACUAUAGUACAAAUCGUUUUUUUCUCAGUGUAUUAUGUCAAUUAUUAUGAAUAUUAGUGCCUCAAUAAUAUAUUAAACUAAAGGCACCUAUUUUAAUAUUAUUUUAUAAGUAAGAAGCAAAUGAAACACCAUAGAUAUUAGUGCAUUACAUAAUAGAACAAAAUGCAAUAAUUGCUGAUAAAGCCAACAUUUUGUUUCUAACUAACAAAAACUAUAUCAUAAUCCACAAAUGUUUACAUAAUAUUUUGGCCUAAUAUAUUUUGAUGUAAUAUUAGGCAUGUACUUAUUUAUAAUGUAUACAUAUACCUAUUACUUGUAAAUAUGGUAAAGUUAUCUCUAACUUUGCUGUUUUUGUUCAAUAUGUAAAAUAUGUGCCUUAUUUAACCAAAUUUAUCAUUU
Melanaphis sacchari is the source of this 1537-nucleotide messenger RNA. RefSeq names its product ras-related protein Rab-38-like. Bases 444 to 1085 code for a protein of 213 amino acids. Gene Ontology annotation, biological process: endosome to lysosome transport; phagosome-lysosome fusion. Gene Ontology annotation, cellular component: phagocytic vesicle; Golgi apparatus; late endosome. NCBI's taxonomy places the organism in Eukaryota, Metazoa, Arthropoda, Insecta, Hemiptera, Aphididae. The transcript has 5 exons. Gene Ontology annotation, molecular function: GTPase activity; GTP binding. The record is from RefSeq and is a predicted model, not a curated record.